Molecule: messenger RNA, 1381 nt
Organism: Panicum hallii
Lineage: Eukaryota; Viridiplantae; Streptophyta; Magnoliopsida; Poales; Poaceae
Product: peroxidase 2-like
Exons: 2
Coding region: 76-1158 (360 amino acids)
Biological process (GO): response to oxidative stress; hydrogen peroxide catabolic process
Cellular component (GO): plasmodesma; plant-type cell wall
Molecular function (GO): heme binding; peroxidase activity
Source: RefSeq, a predicted model, not a curated record
GCAGCGGCGGCAGCUUGUUCUGGACUUCUAGCACAGUGUGCCGAGCAAGUGAUCGAGCAACAGCUACCAGAGAAGAUGGCCAGGCUUGGCGUUCUCAUCCUGGUCGCGCUGCUCGGCGCCGCCGCCGUGGCUGCUCAAGCUCCAGGGUCCAGCUCCAGCUACGGCUAUCCUCCGAGCCCGACCCCGCCGAGCCCAAGCCCACCCGCUCCGACUGCAAUCCUACCGGCCCAGACUCCCCCGCCCCCUGCUUCGUCGCGGCUAAGGUUCGACUUCUACAGGCGCUCGUGCCCCCGCGCGGAGGACAUCGUCAGGGAGGCCGUCAGGAACGGCACCAGCGUCAACCCCGGGCUCGGCGCCGGCCUCAUCCGCAUGGCCUUCCACGACUGCUUCGUCCAGGGCUGCGAUGCCUCCGUGCUGCUCGACCCGACGGCGGCGAACCCGCGCCCGGAGAAGCUCGGCCCGCCCAACUUCCCCAGCCUGCGCGGCUUCGAUGUGGUCGACGCCGCCAAGGACGCGCUGGAGAAGGCCUGCCCCGGCGUCGUCUCCUGCGCCGACGUCGUCCAGUUCGCCGCCCGCGACGCCGCCUUCUUCCUCAGCGGCUACAGGGUCUACUACCAGCUCCCCGCCGGCCGCUUCGACGGCCGCAUCUCCUUCGAGAACGAGACGCUCGCCUUCCUGCCCCCGCCCUCCUUCAACCUCACGCAGCUCGUCGACAGCUUCAAGGUCAAGGGCAUGAACGUCGACGACCUCGUCGUGCUCUCCGGGUCCCACACCAUCGGCCGCUCCCACUGCUCCUCCUUCUCCGACCGCAUCUCCACGCCGCCGUCCGACAUGGAACCGGGCCUCGCCACCAUCCUCAAGGGACAGUGCCCCGCCAACCCCAACUUCACGAACGACCCCACGGUGGUGCAGGACAUCGUCACCCCCGACAUGCUCGACAACCAGUACUACAAGAACGUUCUCAACCACAAGGUGCUCUUCAACUCCGACGCGGCGCUGCUGACGUCGAGGGUGACGACGAGGAAGGUGCAAGAGAACGCGCUCAUCCGCGGGAGUUGGGAGAGGAAGUUCGCCAGGGCCAUGGUGAAGAUGUCGCUCAUCGAGAUCAAGACCGCCGCCAACGGCGAGAUCAGGAAGAACUGCCACGUCGUCAACUAGAUGUCUCUUAAAAAAUUGACCAUUCCUCUAAUCCUCCUGCAGCUAUAGCAGCAUCUUAUUGGUAUGCUGCACCCGUUUCUUCAGAGGCACGUACGUUGUUCGAUUCUUUCGUUGCAUCCAGAUGAUCGAUCAGGUUGUUUUUUUUAAUUGAACUCGCCAGAAGAUAAUGUACUCGACUAGAGAUCAGAUGAUUCAAUAAAGCUACUUGUCUUUUUUGGCUGAA